Messenger RNA from Vitrella brassicaformis, 1759 nucleotides. The record is from the annotation of a GenBank genome assembly. NCBI's taxonomy places the organism in Eukaryota, Vitrellaceae.
GUUUGGUUCUGCUGCUCGUUUCACGUAGCAGCCUGGGCUAGGGCUUGAGUGCCCUUCGACAGAUGCUGUCGCAGAGCACUCUAUCGCCAGCGGAGCGGCGCUUCCUGGAGGACGGCGUGCGUCAAGGCUUCCGCAACGACGGCCGGGGACUGCUGGACUAUCGGCCAUACACUGUGGAAACCGGGAUUCUUCCAUCAACAUCAGGUGGGAUGUAAGGCUGGGCUUCUUGUUGGAGUAGGGUCACGGCCUGUUUCCAUGUUUGCGCGUCUGCUUGCAGGUUCCAGCCGUGUGCGAAGCUUCGGCACUGACGUGCUCUGCGCCGUCAAGGUAAUACACGUACUGUAUCCGUUCGAAUCAGCCUCACAUCUGAGGGGCGAGGCUAGCUGCAGUCACACUAUCCCUCCCACACCGGUCAUGCGUGGCUCAGGUUGACAUGGGCUCUCCGCCAGCCGACAAGCCCGACGAGGGCGUCGUGUCCGUCAACGUGGAAUGGUGAGUGGCCAAACCAGCCACCCAUGAAACAAUGGCUGUUCAUGUACCUGCUGUGUGCUGGGCUGUUCAUCAGCUCGGCGUCUGUAGCGCCUCACGGUGAGCUGGAGGGCGGGUCGAGUUCGCGUGCGACGGGUCGUGUGGGUGGCGGGAGGAGGGAUGACAGCGGGGAGGGCUGGAGUGCCUACCUGGGGGCGCUGCUCGACGACCUCUGCCUGCCCCCGUGUGCGCUCGACAAGAAGGCCCUGUGCGUGUCGCCACACGUCUACGCAUGGCACGUCAAUGUCGAUAUUCUGGUGGGUCGGUGGGUGAUCAAAGGGGAGGGGAGUCAGCCUGGCCUGGCAGCCAUCGUGUGUGUGUGUGUCUGUGUGUGUUGGUUGAUCGAUCAGUUGUUGAAUGCCGCUGGCGGCGUGUUGGACGCCAUGAGCCUCGCCAUGCGAUCCGCCCUCCGCGACACCACGUAAGUAACCAGACCACACACACAGCCCUGUGGACACAUCAACCUCUCGUGUGUAUGUGUGUGCAUGUGUGUGUUGUGUGCGCAGGUUGCCGAGCGUAUCCGUUGGUUCCCGCGAUGAGUGGGAGGAGGAAGACACUGCGGAUGGCGUGCAGCAGUCCAAGCCUCCCUUCGAUGUGGACGAGCGGCCCACGGCGGGGACGCCAUUCCCCGCACAGGACAUCCCUGUCUGCGUCACUGUCGGACAGGUCAGUCAGCCACUCAAGGAACGAAGAUCCGGCCAUCUACCUGUCAUCUGUCGCUUGUGUGUGGUGUCAGGUGUGCAGUCACUACGUGUGGGAUAUGUCGUCUGAGGAGGAGAGCUGCGCGGAGGCCCAGGUCACCGUGGCCGUCGACAGAAACGGACGAUGCGUCGCCGUACACAAAUCGGGUGGAUACACAUACACACACAUACAGCAUGACGCCCACAGCAGUCUUCGGACGCACCUAUCUGUAUGCAAUAUGUGUGUGUGUAGGCAUGGCAUCGAUUGACCCGACAGGUCUUCUGCAAGUGCUCAAGGACGCCGGCCGUGUGGGCGUCGAGCUCAUCAAGAAGCUUGAGGCGGCCAUGGCCAAGCUGGGGACGGGGCAGCCAGUGGUGCGGGAGAGGCUGGGGUUCAUGGCCGCCUGACUGAUACAUGUGAUCGACGUGAGUGAUAUAUCUAGGUCUGUCUGCGUGAGGGUGUGGUGUGCAGCCACUAGCUAGCUAGGACAUUUGUGUGCCAAAUGGAUGAGGACGUGACGUGACGAGACGAGACGUGUAUUCAAUCAAGA